AUGUCAACCCUUACAUAUGAUGAUCUUUACCAUCCUGGCAAGGACACAGAUCUCCAACAAAAGAUUGACCAUGAGAUUAAGAUGCGAGAAGGUACUACCAAGUUGCUGGCCGCUGCCAAAAACCCGUCCCAGAAACUGGAGGCAGCCAAGAAUCUCAUUACCACCAACUCUCGCAUUAUCAGCUACAUGAGAGAAUUGCAGAAACGUACUACUGCUGAGGUGAUGGGCAAAAAUAUGUCAGUUGAAGGCAACCUGUCACCAUGCAAAGCUCAAGUCAGUGUCUCAGAUAUAAGGAUUCCGCUCAUGUGGAAAGACACAGACCAUUUUAAGAAUAAAGGAGAUCAUCGUCGUUAUGCAGUUUUCUGCCUAAUAAAGAUUGGAACAGAAAUUUACGACUCAAGCCUGAUAUCAAAUGUUGAUCGUAGUAUGACAGAUAUUUCAUUUGAUGAUGUCAUUGUAUUCGAAAAUGUCCCAAAUGAUUAUAAAUGCACAUUGGAAGUUUAUUGCCACAAAUUGCACGAAGAUCUGACCAUUGCAAGUACUCCCAAAAAGAUACGAAAGAAAAUCAAUGAUUUCUCAGGUUCUGUUGGCAGAAAUGUUGGCAAGAGAUUAUCUGGUCUGAGUGAUGCUGACAUUCUUGGAAAUAUGGUGUUGGGACCCAAAUUUGAACUUGUCACAAAAGGCUCCCUGACCCUAAAUGAUGCAGAUGAUACAGUGAGAACGUAUGAUCUAACCAUGGAACCAACUGCAGAUGGCAGUGCAUAUGAACUUCCGUUCUUUGGUCAUUACUGUUGUCGACUUGCUGCAUUACCUCACUGUCUGACACAGGCAGCCAUGACUGGCUACCUCAAUUUGCUGGUGGACAAAGACACCAACAAACAGAAACGAUAUUGGUGUGUUUUAAAGAAUUUGGAAUUGGCCUGUUAUCUGGCACCUGAAGAUGUUGGAUUUUCCCGCCCACAACUCUGCAUCCCAGUCACCAAGAGUACACAGGUAUCUGAUGCUGACCCACGCAUCACCCAACAUCCACAUACAUUCCAUGUUAUUACCAAAACACAUACAGGCAGAACGGAACACGUACUGUCUGCAGGUUCCAAAGAAGAAUCAGAUAAAUGGUGGGAAGGUUUCCAACAACAUUUGCUUGAUCAAGCACUUUGGAAACAUGCCACAGAACACAUGAUGGUCAUUAAGAAGGCAUCACCACUCAACCUCCCAUUAUUUCUACGAAAGAGUUCCCUCUAUGAUGACACACCCAUUGAAGAUCCUGAACAUUUGUGUGACUCUCUAGUUGAGAAUAUGGAUGACACGGAGUUGACACAGAUGAUUAGGACUAUGAUGGGUGAAGCUCAGCAGAUCAGGGGAGAGAGCAAAUAA
Molecule: messenger RNA, 1374 nt
Organism: Acanthosepion pharaonis
Lineage: Eukaryota; Metazoa; Mollusca; Cephalopoda; Sepiida; Sepiidae
Source: the annotation of a GenBank genome assembly